Messenger RNA from Selaginella moellendorffii, 835 nucleotides. RefSeq lists its product as uncharacterized. Bases 17 to 490 code for a protein of 157 amino acids. NCBI's taxonomy places the organism in Eukaryota, Viridiplantae, Streptophyta, Lycopodiopsida, Selaginellales, Selaginellaceae. The record is from RefSeq and is a predicted model, not a curated record. The transcript is spliced from 2 exons.
CCCUGGCGAGUUUUGAAUGCUGGAUCCUUUGGUGGGCGAUCUGGAAUGCGGGAUCGAAGCUCGAAUUCCAGCGAAUUCCCCAAGAACAAGGAGAAGAGAAGGAGAAGGAGAAGCUAGCUUGGAUUUCCAAGGCACUCACUCUUCUACUCGCUCACCAUCAUUCCUCUCAGUGACGACUACUACUACCGCCUCCACCAACAGGCGCAAUCGCGAGCGAGAAAUCUUCAAACUUGUGAUGGUGUGGAUGGGCGAUGGCGUCGCGAUCGCGUGGAUCGUCGCUUGGGCCCAAUUGGCCAACCUCCAGAAGGGAUCUCUCCUCCCAAUUCAUCGCGUUUUUCUAAUCCUCCCUUCUAGGCUCCUCCCUCCCCUUCUCUCUCUGCUCAUGCCCAUGUCCAUUUCGCUGGCCAUUCCACGCCGGAAUGUCCAGCGUCUCCGCGUAAAACCUCUCGUUUUCCCCCAUUUCCCGCCGGACGGAAUGUUCGUCUGCUGACACCCCAGUGUGACGGAAUGUCCGCCGCCGGACCUUUACCACUUUUACCGCCGGGUAACACAAACGGCCAAACGUGGCCUGACACUUAAACCACCGGGCAAACGACGCUACCCAGGACGUCAUGACAGGCAGAACGUCCACAUUGGUGACGUGCGCCCCAAAUGGGCCAGUUCUCCCAACUCCACCACCGGCAAAAAAAAAGUUUAGGGCUCUUGGUGAGAUCUCACACUCAGCAGCUGGUAUGGUGUGCCCUAGACACCUAGAAACACACUUGCCUUUGCUAUGCUCGCCAACUUUCUAGAAGAGGGCCAAGCCAAACAGUAGUUCGCGGAAUCUAUUAUUUGA